AUGCUAAGCCUCAAGCUACCCCGGCUGCUCAGCAUCAACCAAGUGCCUAAGGGGUACCAGGAGCAGGGGAUCCUCUUUGGGUAUCGCCCCCCCAGAAGCUCGGCAGCAGAUUGCCUCCUCAGCGUCUUCCAAAUGACAAAUGAACACUUUGUGCCUGCCUGGUACUUUGUGUGGACCCUGAUGGGGCGGCUGCAGGGGCCGGGGGGCCGGGAAGACCCCCACGCCUGGCCCCUCCUCGCCUACCUGCUGACUUGCUGCAUCUACCCCCUCGCCUCCAGCUGCGCCCACACCUUCAGCACCAUGUCCACCCGCGCCCGGCACAUCUGCUACUUCUUCGAUUAUGCGGCUCUCAGCAUGUACAGCUUGGGCUCUGCGCUGGCAUACUCGGCGUACAUUUUCCCAGCAGAAUGGGUCGACAGCACUUUCCACCACUGCUACGUCCCCAUUGCGGCGUUCAACACCGUCGUCAGCACCAGUCUGUCCUGUUAUUCCAGGUAA
Cariama cristata (Red-legged seriema) is the source of this 498-nucleotide messenger RNA. Its product is annotated as membrane progestin receptor gamma-B-like. The record is from RefSeq and is a predicted model, not a curated record. Gene Ontology annotation, molecular function: signaling receptor activity. Gene Ontology annotation, cellular component: membrane. Lineage: Eukaryota; Metazoa; Chordata; Aves; Cariamiformes; Cariamidae.